Molecule: messenger RNA, 555 nt
Organism: Oncorhynchus mykiss (rainbow trout)
Lineage: Eukaryota; Metazoa; Chordata; Actinopteri; Salmoniformes; Salmonidae
Product: von Willebrand factor A domain-containing protein 5A-like
Source: RefSeq, a predicted model, not a curated record
UAUCACAGAUUUUAAGAUGCCAAAAUGGUGAACUGCUGUGGAUUGGUAACUGUCAAGAAUGAACCAGUGCCUCUGAAGAGUAUUGCUGUGGAGGUGAGUGUCCAGGGGCAUGUAGCCACUGUGAGCUCCACUCUGCAGUAUGAGAACCAGGAGGAGAGCCCUCUGGAGGCCAUCUUUGUUUUCCCUCUACCAGGAGAGGCUGCUGUCUGCAGGUUCAGCGCCAAGAUAGGACAGACUGAGGUGGUGGCUGAGGUUCAGGAGAAACAGAAGGCGCGGGAGCAGUAUGAUGAUUUGUUGAGCUCGGGCCAGCAGGCCUUCCUAUUGGAGGAGAGUGAUGAGAGCCCGGAUGUGUUCAAGCUGAGUGUAGGUAGUCUGCCUCCAGGGGAGAAGGCCUCUGUCAGCCUGGACUAUGUGACAGAGCUGGCUGUACAGGCUGACGAUGGCCUAAGGCUCUGCCUUCCAGCUGUGCUCAACCCCCGCUAUCAACCCCAGGGUAAGAACAUGGACCCCUGUAUGGAGAGACAUAAACCACUAAUACAUCAUAGUGCAGUGUAA